GAAACACUGUUGAUCGUUGUUACACCUAUAUUAAAUUAGCCUCUAUAUAUUUUUUUAAUGAACUAAUAUUUUCUCACCAAUUAAUAAAACGAAGCACAAAGAGAGUAUUAAAUUCAUGUUUGAAAUGUGAGUUCUCGAGAUUUGUCACUGACAACUCUAACUAGGUAUAAUGGAAUGCGUCACUUCCUCGCCUGCCACCUGUUCGUCCCUGCGCAACAGACCAUUUAGGAGAGUAAUCUGAACUGUCAAUUCAACUUUCAGACAAAAUCUCAGCAGAAAUAUGUUUUAUUACCCAUGUGUUUUGGAGCGGCAAACAGGUUGCUUCGCCACAAUUUGGUUAGUAGAAACGUUUCUUUAUCUAUUCCCGAGAUUUUGUGAUGUUUAUUCCGACAAAGUCUAUAUUGAGUGUUAAUUAGGCCGAGUCACUCUGAAGGGGCAGACAAGCUUGUUACUAUUUGGUUACUUUUUUACAUCAAUUUAAAGUUUAGUUUUAGUCGCUUAGGCGACUUCAAAACUGUAGGUUAAAGUCACAUUUAGUAUAAAAUUCUUUGAUUUAGUUAAGAUUUAGUCAGUAGUAUUCCGUUUUAAUGGCAAUGUGUUAGUCAUAAUUUUCCGCUGGUGAAGAUGAAGAAUUAUAUUUUGAAAUCCCAGUCUACUAAUGGUUUCGUUCGACUUUUUGAAGCUCUAAAUUAAUUAGUAGGCUAGGCUCUGAUCAUUUUAACUUGUUCACAUAGUAGCCAACUGAACAAGGUCAUUUGCGCGGACAUGCCCCAAGGGAAAAACAUCAUCCAAUGAGAAAUAUGCAUGGUUGCAGUGAAUGUGUAGUACUUGCGCUUGUAGAUAAAUGCAUGUAAAUGAUUGGUUAAAAAGGUAGACUAAACAACAAAUGUUUUGAGGUUACUGUGAUCUUGGCUGUCUGCCCAGUGAUGCCAAAUCAGCAACUUUGUUGCUAGAUUUAGCCGCUUUUCAGAAUACCCUGACAACCUUUUUCAAUAUGCACCCAGUAACAAAUUUAGCUCCUUAUAAAAAGAGGAACUGUUAGCAAAUUUUGAAAAGUAACUCCAACGUUAAAAUACACGCAUUUUCCCUCUAAAUGACAAAAAAAAACUGUCACAACACACGGUGUUGGUAUAUAUAUAUAUAUAUAUAUUUUAAGUAUUUAAUAAAAUGUCUUUACUAUAGCGUAGCUAAUGUGAUAUAGGCCUACUAGUUUUUAGUAACCAGUAACUAACGCUAAUGUAUUGCCCAUGCUUAAUUCCGUGCUCAUGCGAUUUUUGCCACUCCUGUUUGUAAGGCUGGCUGCGACUAAAGGAAUCAAAAUCCAAAGAAGAGAGUUCCUCAAAGUUAACGUUAAACGGACCUGCUACUGGAUAAUAAAUCUGCGUCUGCAGCGAUGACAUCAUGGACUACGUGCUGGUGCGCGUCCCGCCGCCGCGGCCAGGCCUGCCGCGUCCGCGCUUCUCUCUGUACCUGUCCGCGCAGCUGCAGUAUGGCACCGUCAUUGUCUAUCACCGCCAGUGCGCCAUGCUGCUGGAGGAAAUCCAGAGCACCGUUGCCCGGCUAACUAAGCCCAGGACCUCCCAGAGGAUCGACCUAGAGGACCCCGGCAGACAGGCCCUGGACCAUGAUGCCCUGUCCUCAAUGGAGGAGCAUGAGUGGGCCAAUGACCCUUUUUUUGGACAGAUGCAUUCUGGGAUCUCGGUGCCCAGCCCCGGCACACUGGUGCAGCUGGACCUGGAGGUGAUGAGAAGGGUUUCUCCAGAGCGCCCCCUGCUGUCCAGCCCAGGCACGUCACCUCUAAAAGGUUUGACAGCAUCUUCAGGUUCUAUCACCCUGCUAGAGAGAGAACCUGCAUCCCUCCCCUCAUCUCAGCAGUUUGAAGGGGCGGAGCUUGCUGUGGUCACAGAUGCCGAGCAGGGCAUGAUUGAGCUGCUGAUGGACCAAUCAGAUGAUUUCCCAGAGUGGGAGACAGAGAGAGAAGAGAGACCAGAGAGAGGGGGGACACCAGAGAGAGAGGAGAGACCAGAGAGACCGAAGAGACUAGAGAGAGGGGGGACACCAGAGAGAGAAGAGAGACCGGAGAGACCGGAGAGACCAGAGAAACUGGAAAGACCAGAGAGAGAGGGGAAACCAGAGAGACCAGAGAGAGAGGAGAGACCAGAGAGAGAGGAGAGAGAGGAGAGACCAGAGAAACUGGAAAGACCAGAGAGAGAGGGGAAACCAGAGAGACCAGAGAGAGAGGAGAGACCAGAGAGCGGACAGGAAAGGCGGGAGGAGAAGGGAAAAGUGGCUCCCGUUGACCUGCAGACCCCUGUCGCUCCCAGUGAGGACCCCUCUGCAUCAGGGCUGCCCACGGAGGUGCCUGCAGCUCUGUCCAGGGAGAGGACCCCUGCAGCGGCCCCGGGGCCGAGCGCCCCUCCUGGACGGGAGAGGAGGAAAGACGUGGCUGCCGAGAGAGAGAGACCUGAGCCCCUACCGUCAGGGAGGACCCAGACCAGGAGGAGGAGGGGGAGGAGACAGCUUCUCUUCAUAGACGAGCACACCCAGAUCUCCCAGGAUGUACUGAGACGACAGCUGGACAAUCACCUCAUACAGACCCAGUCUCCUGUGUUUUUCAGCCUUCCAUCCCAGACGAUUGUGUCACCUGCUGACCUUCUCAACAAGCCUUGUUCCACCCUCCCUCCAGACCUCCUGCUGCUAUGGCAACAGGCGGCGAUCAUCAGUCCUCUGUUAGGCUCGGACCUGCUGGUGGGCGAGCGAGGAACAGACUCGGACUCGGAGAGAGAGAGGGAGAGGGUGGGAGACAGGGGCGAGGAAGAUGGAGAGAGAGAGGAGGAGAAGGAGAUCAGCUCAAAGGAGGUUCUUCGGGAGCUGGCAGAGUCUGGCCUAUCCCAGCCUGACUUAUCAGCUCCAUCCCUGCUCACGAUGGAAGUAUCAGACCGAGAGGUCACCCACGACAUCUCCCUGCUGGACCCCCCCGAGAGCCAAGGGUCGUCCGUGUCCGGGAGGUCGGUGUCCAGGAUGAUGGACAUCCCAGAGGAGGCCCAGCCCCCCCUGGGGAGAGAGGAGACCCAGGCCCCCCUGGGGAGAGAGGAGGCCCAGGCCCCCCUGGGGAGAGAGGAGGCCCAGGCCCCCCUGGGGAGAGAGGAGGCCCAGCCCCCCCUGGGGAGAGAGGAGAUGGAGUGGCUCGAGGCCCCAGGGAGCAGGGCGGAGUCGGAGGCGGAGUCGGAGGACGUGGUGGUGGCCUUUCACUCUCUGCUGCCCCCGGAGGCCGGCCGCAGAGCUGUCGCCCACUCUUUCUUCUCUCUGCUGGAGAACGUGGCUGCCAGGAGACUGAGUGUACAGCAGGAGGAACCGUACGGAGAGAUCAGGAUUACUCCUGGACCUGCCUUUACCGAGGAGACCAUGGCUGUGUGACACACACACACACACACACACACAGAUAAUCAAGUGUACAACCACUAGGAUUCCACACGUACUACAAUUUACCACCAUGCACCAAACAUUUCUUGAGAGCGUUUUCUCAUUUUUUAAAUGAAACUUUUAUAUUACAUUUUUGACCUUCCAUUGUUUGUUUGUAACAACAUAACAACUGUUAAUGUAUUUCUCUACAUUUUAAAGGUUAAGGAAACAUUUUAUACAUAUUUUAUGAAAUGACCAAAGGGAGUUAGGGAAGUUGAAUUAAAACAUUGUAUGUUUUUAGGUGUCUACCUCAUGUAUUGCUAUUUUAUCUUGUAUUUAAUCUUGACCAGGAUCUGUUUAUGCAGAGGAUCCUCUUGACCUGCUUGUUUGUGUUGCACUUGACAGCGUUUCCCUCAUUCUCAAUAAAGUUACAGGAAGU
Molecule: messenger RNA, 3841 nt
Organism: Osmerus eperlanus (European smelt)
Lineage: Eukaryota; Metazoa; Chordata; Actinopteri; Osmeriformes; Osmeridae
Product: meiotic recombination protein REC8 homolog
Exons: 17
Coding region: 1402-3417 (671 amino acids)
Biological process (GO): replication-born double-strand break repair via sister chromatid exchange; sister chromatid cohesion
Cellular component (GO): meiotic cohesin complex
Molecular function (GO): protein binding; chromatin binding
Source: RefSeq, a predicted model, not a curated record